This is a messenger RNA of Nerophis ophidion (straightnose pipefish), 4210 nucleotides long. RefSeq names its product F-box protein 30a (gene fbxo30a). The transcript has 3 exons. Gene Ontology annotation, molecular function: protein binding; ubiquitin protein ligase activity; zinc ion binding. The record is from RefSeq and is a predicted model, not a curated record. NCBI's taxonomy places the organism in Eukaryota, Metazoa, Chordata, Actinopteri, Syngnathiformes, Syngnathidae. Bases 257 to 2407 code for a protein of 716 amino acids.
CCCUGCGUGAUGACGUAAUCGCGCAGCGCCCCAAAGCAGCUCCGUUGCAAAACUCUGCAAAAAAGCAGCGAGCCGAAGAGUGGGCGACAUUUAAAGCAGCGGCCAAAUAUACUUUGUACACUUUGUACACUUCCUUCACUUCCUUCUGUCUACGGAGCUCAUUUACUGAACAAGCGACAAACACACCAAGAGUCCCGCAACUCCGGGGUUGUCCCCCGCAUUGCCUGCCAGCCGGGCGAAGACCGGUCCAGUGGAGAUGGAGACUCUGCACCCCCACUGCCUGAAGUGCAUCAACAGGAGAUGCAUGGUGAGACCAGAGGCGGGUCUGUCCUGUGACCUGGUGGGCUGCCCGCUGGUGUGCGGCGCCGUCUUCCACGCCUGCAAGCUCCCGGAGCACCGGCUGCUGUGUCCCUACGAGCGGCUGCCGUGCCUCAACAGCGGCUUCGGCUGCCCCUUCAACGUGGCCCGGAUCAAGAUGGCGCAGCACCUGGAGACCUGCCCCGCCAGCAUCGUGUGCUGCACCAUGGAGUGGAACCGCUGGCCCGUCAGCUACGGCGACCGCAAGUCCUACGAGAACCUGAGCAGAGACUUUGACGAGGUGGAGCAGCUGGACAUGGCGCUGGCUCUGCAGGACCAGAGGAUGCUGCUGGAGUCCCUCAGGGUCACCACCACCGUGUCCAAGAACGGCGACAAGGAGGCCGGCUGCAAGAUGGCGGCAGCGGCGCCGAGCGAGGCGGCCAACGGGACGGUGGAGAUGGAGGAGGAGCCUUACAGCGACUUGUACCGGGCCUCGGUGGAGACCAGUCGAAGCUUGGCGGCAGCUUUGGACAUUCUCUCAAACUCUACGGACAUUGACGUUCUGGUCGGCAAUUUCAAGGGGGAAGACGUCGCCGCCGCGGGGAAGAACGUGGACAUGGAAGGGAGCGACUCUGACUCAGAGUGUGAGCUUGGGGCGGUGGGCGGGGUGGACUGUGCGGGUGGGGCAGACAAAGGUGGAGAUGUCCCCGCCUGGCCGGAGGAGGAGCAGGAGGACUUUGUGGAGAUUUUCUUUGAGGAGAAGGAGGACAUUAUCCAAGACCCGGUGGAGGACAGCCUUCCCGUCUGGCCGCGGGUGGCAGAGAAUUACAUGCCGGUGGUGGCGCUGGAGCCCAGCGCCCAAGCGCUCGCUCCUCCCGUCCCCCUCCUGCUGGCUGACAACGUGAGGAACAGCUUCUUGCACCAGCUGCCGUCGGAGCUGCGCUACCGCUGUCUGGAGCGCAAGCUGCAGAACGUUGAGGUGCUGCGCGGCAUCAACAUGUUCACCUUCAACGGCCGCCGGGCGCUGAUGUCGGACCCGUACUUGUUCAGGGCCAAGAUGGAGGACAAGGCGGUGGACACGUCCGACCUGGAGGUGGCGGACGACCCCAUGGGCCUGCACGGCAUCGACCUCAUCACCGCCGCCUUGCUCUUCUGCCUGGGCGACUCCCCCGGGGCGCGCAGCAUCUCCUACAGCAGGUUCGUGGACGGCUACCACAUCGACUGCGGCACGCAGACCUUCUCCUUCCCCUCGGCCCUCUUGGCCACCAACACCAUGGUGGGCGACAUCGCCUCGGCGUCGGCGUGCGACCACGCCAGCCCGCAGCUGUCCAACCCCAGCCCCUUCCACACGCUCCGCCUGGACCUGGUGGUGGAGUGCAUGGCCCGCUACCAAACCAAGCAGCGCUCCAUGUUCACCUUCGUGUGCGGACAGCUGUUCCGACGCGACGAGUUCUCGUCCCAUUUCAAGAACGUCCACGGCGACAUCCACGCCGGCCUCAACGGCUGGAUGGAGCAACGCUGCCCCCUGGCCUACUACGGCUGCACCUACUCCCAGAGGCGCUUCUGCCCGUCCGUGCAGGGCUUUCGGAUCAUCCACGACCGGCACCUGGGCUCCUUCGGCGUCCAGCCGGGUCUGCCGCUAAAAAGCGGCGACAAGCUGCCGAGGAGCGCCUGUCGCUUAGGCGCUCACGGCGACCGCUUCAGCGGCCUUCCGUUUGAGGUUCUGCAGCACGUGGCCAGCUUCCUGGACAGCUUCAGCCUGUGUCAGCUGUCCCGGGUGUCCCGCACCAUGAGGGACGUCUGUGCCAGCCUGCUGCAGAUGCGGGGCAUGGUGGUCCUGCUGUGGGAGAAGAAGCGGCGGGAGGACGGAUCCACGUCCUGGCAGAUCACGGACAAGGUGUGGCGCUUCAGCACGGCGUUCGGCACGGUCAAGGAGUGGAAGUUCGCCAACAUCAGCAGCAUGGCCGACCACCUGAAGAAGUGCACCUUCAACACGGUGGCGCGGCGGGACGAGGCGGUGCCGCUGCCGUGCAUGUGCUUCACCCGGGAGCUCACCAAGGAGGGCAGGUGUUUGCGCUCCGUCCUCAAGCCCGUGUGGCCCACCAUGUGAUGGGCAGAGUGUAGUGUUAUCUGACAGUGUUUACAGAAAUACCACCUGAUGUUCUCCCAAGCCAUGCUGCAACCACAUCGCUUUAACCAAUCCUGUACAGAAUCACAUGCUCUGAUUUAUAUUUUUGAUACCCUAAAACCUCAGUACUGUCGCAGCCAGACGCUCCUUGAGGCCGCAGGGGAACUAGCGAGUGUUGUCACUCCCCUUUUUGUGGACCGACUCCUCAAAGGCUCACUUUUUACAUCAAAUAUGAGAGCCAAUGGAAUCAUUUCUAUGAUUAUUACGUCCACGUUGUCGUUGUCGUCCUCGCCAAGCAGCAACAUAACGGCCGUCCAAUUAUAUAACAUUAGAAUUCAAAAUAAAAGCUUGGCCAUAUUAACCGGGAGUCUGCCACAGCAACUUAGGAAAUACACUUAAAAAAAUAGUUGAUUCAGUUUUAGCCAUCGUAAUAAAGAACCAAAUUACCACAACAGGAACGAGAAUGACAAUUUGAAAAGAAAAAAAAAGCAUAAGUGAAGGAAAAAGUACACCAGCAAACAUUGUCACCUGUACUACUUUAUAGCUAACUACCCAAGUCCAGUGGUGCUACCGAUUCAUGUCAAAUCUGCAGACCUGCCAUCGUCUUAAACACCUGGUGGGCAAACAAGCGUAUUCCUAGUGGACUGCCUCCAUGUAGUCUCAUCUUCCAUGGAGGACUGCCUCCAUGUAGUCUCAUCUUCCAUGGAGGACUGCCUCCAUGUAGUCUCAUCUUCCAUGGAGGACUGCCUCCAUGUAGUCUCAUCUUCCAUGGAGGACUGCCUCCAUGUAGUCUCAUCUUCCAUGGAGGACUGCCUCCAUGUAGUCUCGUCUUCCAUGGAGGACUGCCUCCAUGUAGUCUCAUUUUCCAUGGAGGACUGCCUCCAUGUAGUCUCAUUAUCCAUGGAGGACUGCCUCCAUGUAGUCUCAUUUUCCAUGGAGGACUGCCUCCAUGUAGUCUCAUUUUCCAUGGCAACAAAACAAGCAUGCCUGAGAGAAGGCACUCCAAAGUAAGGAUUUACUUUUCAAAACACGCUAGCUCGAUGCUAAUUUGCUGUAUACGUACUAGUGAUUAGCAUUAGCGAUUUUACAUGGCAAUUUCAAAAGUAAGAUGAAGACGCACGUUACAGUCACACAGCAGGUGUGUAAUGAGGACAAUACUUGCGGUGGGGGCGUGAAUAUUUGGGCACCUGUAGAUUCAAACCGGUUCCAAUACCUGAGGCGAUCAUUCAAUUCAAGAAUUGAGUCUUGAUUCAACACGAGUCUCACUUCAGACGGUAUUAUUUGGUACAACAAUUGUAAUGAAACUUUUUUAAAACAUGUUACAGGUUAGAAAUGCCCCAAGUUGUAUUUAAAAAAUUAAUUCUCAUUUAAAAAACAAUUUUGAGUUUUAGAAAAUUAUAAAUUGAUUUAGAAUUUGGACGAAUAGUAAUUGUGGUUGGGAUUUGAAUUGAUUUUUAUUUUUUUUAUUUUUUUACUGCAGCCUCAACUUGCAGUAUAAACACCUUGUAGGGCGCAACCAAAUACGUUUCCCCAAAUAGCAAAGACUACUUCCGGACUACAGCAUGAAAUGAGUGCAGAUGACAACUAAAUAUCACACCUGAACUGCACAAUUAUUACCAUCCAUCCAUCCUUUUUCUACCGGUGCUGGAGCCUAUCUCAGCUUGAUUCGGGCGGAAGGCGGGGUGCACCCUGGACAAGUUGCCACCUCAUCGCAGACAAUUAUUACCAGCUGUUACAAAAGCAGUGAAGUUGUGUAAAUGGUCAAUAAAAAGAGAAUACAACAAA